This is a messenger RNA of Cyclopterus lumpus (lumpfish), 804 nucleotides long. RefSeq names its product myozenin-2-like. Gene Ontology annotation, cellular component: Z disc; actin cytoskeleton. Bases 1 to 804 code for a protein of 267 amino acids. The transcript is spliced from 5 exons. The record is from RefSeq and is a predicted model, not a curated record. Gene Ontology annotation, molecular function: telethonin binding; actin binding; FATZ binding. Lineage: Eukaryota; Metazoa; Chordata; Actinopteri; Perciformes; Cyclopteridae.
AUGUCACAGUUCUCCACCAUGACAACCGGGGAGAGGAAAAUGCAGGCGGCAGCCAUCUGCAGGGAGGUUCAAGCCCAGGAAGACAUAGAGAUGGAUCUUGGGAAGAAAAUGAACGUGCCUAAGGACAUCAUGCUGGAGGAGCUGUCUCUUGCCUCAAACCGGGGCUCUCGCCUCUUCAAAAUGCGCCAGAGACGCUCAGAAAAAUACACUUUCGAGAGCGUCCAUAAUGAGAACAACAAACAGCUCAAUAACAUGAUAGUUUCUCACACUGAGAAUGGGAGUGCCACGGACCACCACAGCGGCGAGAACAACGUGGAUGUUGACCAAUCUCCUGCUGUGCCAGCUGACACACCAGAUACACGCAUGGUGCCAAAUCCAGACCGCAUCGCCCCGGGGUACGGAGGUCCUUUGAAAGACAUCCCUCCGGAGAAGUUCAACAGCACAGCUGUACCGAAGUCCUACCACUCGCCCUGGGAGCAGGCCAUCAUCAGUGACCCGGCCUUGGCUGACAUCCUCACCACCCAAAUGCCGGAGCCGGAGCCCAGACCGGACCUGCCAGGGUACAAAAGUUUUAACAGGGUGGCGACCCCGUUCGGCGGUUUCGGCAAAGCAUCCAGACCUGCACCCGUCAAGUCCCUCCUGGUGGAACCCCUCCCUAACUACCCCGAGCUCCAGGGAGACGCGGCGGUAGAUCGACCCUCCUUCAACAGAUCUGCCCUGGGCUGGGUGUCGACCGGCGAUCCUAUCCCCCUCUGUGCUGUUUCCCUUGAGCCUGUGCUCAUCCCUGAGUCAGAGGACCUCUGA